AUGUAUUUUUUUGCGGAUAAUAAAUCGAAUCGAGCAGAAUUUAUUCGUAUACCACCGGAUGCUAGUGUUACGAAAGUUAAAGAAUUAAUGCAUGCAAAAUGGUGUAAGGAACGACCAUCACUUGUUAUUUCCGUAACUGGUGGUGCAAAAGCUUAUAAUAUGAAACCCAGAUUAUUGAGAGCAUUUCGACGUGGUCUUCUAAAAGUGACAAGUUCAACAGGUGCUUGGAUUAUUACUGGUGGUAUGAAUACAGGAAUUAUGAAACUUGUUGGUGAAAUUGUUCAAAUAUAUCCUAGUCGUUGUCGUCCAAUUCAUUUAAUCGGUAUUUCUACUUGGGGUUGUAUAGCCGGUGUUCAACAACUCGAUGGUCAUGGAGAAAAUGUGUCUUAUCAUAAACCGGCUAGUGAAGGAAAAGGCGUAGCUCCUCUCGAACCUAAUCACACUGAAUUUAUUUUUAUUGAUGAUGGAAGUGAUCGAAAAUAUGGUCGUGAAAUAUCAUUUCGUGCUCGUCUUGAAAAAGCUAUAUCCGGAGAUUUUUUUGCAUCACUAUCUAAAGUAGCUCCUAAGAUGACCAGGCCAAGUUUAACACCAACACCAACGUCACGCCCAGAGCCAUCAGAUCCAAUACCUGUUGUUCUUCUUGUUGUUGAAGGUGGUCCAAAUACUGUUCGAACAGUUCAUGAAGCCGUCGUUGAAAAUAGCAUACCAGCUGUGUUUUUGGAAGGAACAGGUCGUUGCUGUGAUUUGUUUGCUAAAGCAUUCAAUCUUUACAACGAAUAUCGUCAAGAAUUUGGACUCACCAAAGAAAAUCCACAAUCGAAUAUACCAGCUACUUUAAGACGUUUUGAAGAAUUAAAAAAUAAACUUCGUGAAGCACUUAAGCAAGAACUUUGUGCAAUUAGUGGUGCAGGUGACGGAUCAGAUGAUGGUCGUAGUAAAAAAGCGUCAAAAACUCCAGCGACUGCAGGCGAAGCUGAAAAAAGGAAAGUUGAUACAACUGAUUAUUUUGAAUUAGUUUACGAAUGCAUUCAUACUCAACCAAAUUUUUUAAAUAUUAUCAGUCUUAAUUCACGGAGUUCAGUUGAACCUGAUAUUGAUUUAGCUAUUUUAGAAGCUUUAUUAAAAGCUACAUCAGGUUCUGAUUCAAGAAAAACAAAUGAUCAACGAAAAUAUGAACAAUUUCGUUUAGCUUUGGAAUGGAAUCGUGUUGAUAUUGUAAAAAAGAAAAUUAUGACACAUGAUCGAGAUUGGGAUACUUUAAAAGAUUUAUUUGAAAUAGCACUCAAUAGAAAUCAAACAGAAUUUGUUAAAUUAUUUCUUGAUCAUGAUUUUUCAUUAACUGAUUUAUUUCGAAAUCAUGACAAAUUCCUACUACUUUAUCAAAAUAGCAUGAAAGAACCUCAUCACAGUUUGCCAGAAUCUAAUAAUCCAUUACAAUCAAUCUAUCAACAAGUAAUUCAACCAUUAAUAGGCGAUUUCUUUAAAAUUGAUGUUGCUUCACGAUCACCGAUAUCUUCAUCUCAUACUCGCGUAAAUAUGGACAAUGAUGAUGAUGCACGUUCAUGUUGUUCAAGAUCAUUGGCAAGCCCAAAUAAUGCUACUGGCGCACUCAAUGAUUUUGCUGGAAGUUCACCUUUAGAAAGUAAUUCCAAUUAUUAUUUGGAUAUUGACAAAGAACUUUUUCUUUGGUCUGUAAUAGAAGACAAACGUGAGUUUACUCUGUUAUUUUGGUCUCGUGGCAAAAAUAAAAUCUGUGCUGCAUUAAUUGCUACAUUAAUUUAUAGAAAACGUGCUUCUAAAGAUAAAGAUAAUAGUUAUGAACAAAUUGCUGAUGAAUUCGAAAAUUUAGCUGUACAAAUUCUUGAUGAAUUUUAUCAAGUUAAUUCUCAUACAUGCAUAAAAGCACUUAUACGGCUUAUACCAGCCUAUGGUAAUGUCACAUGGUUACAAUUAGCUGCAGAAGCUGACGCUAAAAAAUUUAUUUCUCAGCGGGCAGUACAAGAAGAUUCAAAUCGUAAAUCAAAUUUAUCACAACGAACUUCACCAACAAAAACAUUGUUUGCGACGGAAAAGGGAACAGAUGGUACUCAAAUGAGAUUAAUGCAUGAUAUUGAAGAUAGGAAUACUGCUCCUGUUCAUUUCGUUGCUGUCGGCUGUUGUGAACAAUUUCUACGUGCCCCAUAUGUUAAAUAUUUAUAUAACUUAUAUCUUCAUGUGGUAUUUUUAUUACUUUUUUCUUAUGUGUUAUUAUGUGAUUUUUUUCCUCUGUACGAAUUUCAAACGGAUGUAUGUGGAUCAACUAAUGAUCCUGAAAAACAAGAUGGUAAUAAUAAUAGUCCAUCGGUAAAAAAUGAUGAAGCUAAAACUAACAUAACAGUUCCAUAUGGAUUUCACAAACAUGAUCGACCAGCUUUUACAGAAUAUAUACUUUUUCUUUGGGUUACGACAUUACUUUGUGAAGAACUUCGACAACUCUUCUCAUUCGAAGCACAUUCGGUUCGUAAAAAAAUAACAGCAUACUUUGAAGUUUUUUGGAAUAAACUAGAUUUUCUGGCUAUAAUGCUUUUUUAUGUUGGUUUUAUAUUUCGAUUUAUACCAUUCACAGAAUGUUUUUGUGCAGCACGUAUUGUUUUAUCGGUUGAUUUAUCACUUUGGUUUAUACGUUUAUUAGAUAUAUUUGCAGCUAUUAAACGACUUGGUCCUAAACUUGUUAUGAUUGGUGAAAUGGUACAUGAUUUGAAAUUUUAUAUGCUUAUGUUAAUUGUAUUUAUUUUGGGAUUUGGUGUAUCAGCUUAUAGUCUUAUUCAUGGUGCGAACAAAUUUACUUGGCAUUUACCACGUGACAUUAUACAUCUUGCUUAUUGGGAAAUAUUUGGAGAAUUAAGUUCAUUAAGUAAAUUUGAAAACAAUUACCGUGCAACUGGUUAUACAAUAUUUGUUUUACUUAUUAUUUAUAUGGCUAUUGUUAGUAUACUUUUGGUUAAUUUACUUAUUGCAAUGUUCAGUAAUACAUUCGAUCGUCUUCAUAAUGAUACAGAUCGAAUAUGGAAAUUUCAACGAUACUCAUUAGUAUGCGAAUAUUUAUCUCGACCAGCAAUACCACCUCCAUUUAUUCUUCUUGCUCAUCUUUGGCGAUUUGUAUUAUAUAUUUCAGCACAUUGUACUAAAUCACAAUGGUUUAAAGCAAAAUAUAAUCAACAUAAAAAUCGAACUAAAUAUCAAAUAAAGCUCGACGAAAAAUCUGCUGCUAAUAUCGAAAUAGUUGAAGAUCAACUUGGUGAUGAAGUUUAUUAUAAUUAUGUGAAAACUGUUAGAAAAUCACCCGAAGAACAUGAGCUUGAUGAAGAACGAGAUCAAACACCACAAGAUAAAAUGUUCAGUAAAAUGGGAACACUUGAAGAUCGAGUACGAAUUAUUAGUAGUCAACAAGCUCAUGUAUUAGAAUAUCUUGAUUGUGUAAUAGACGGUUUGAAAAUGAUUGCUGGUGAUCGUAUUAGAGUGCCUGAACGACGACGUUUAGAUCCAGACGAAUCAUGUAGUAUUUAUAAUUCAUCUAAUUAA
Rotaria sp. Silwood2 is the source of this 3561-nucleotide messenger RNA. The record is from the annotation of a GenBank genome assembly. Lineage: Eukaryota; Metazoa; Rotifera; Eurotatoria; Philodinida; Philodinidae.